Molecule: messenger RNA, 1827 nt
Organism: Microthlaspi erraticum
Lineage: Eukaryota; Viridiplantae; Streptophyta; Magnoliopsida; Brassicales; Brassicaceae
Source: the annotation of a GenBank genome assembly
AUGGAGGCAACAAGAAUGGGAUUUGGACUGAGAAAUCUUCCUCAAAUCCGUCACAUCCCUCUCUGUCUAGAGACCAACCUCUGUCUUUUUCCUCGGCGUUUGCUCCAAAAUCACAUUUUUUUCCGAAAACCCGCAAAACAACACUUGUUCUGUGUUAAGGGCACUACUGAGAGUCGUAGUGAUCUUGAGAGCACUCGUCCCUUGAUCCAGUUUUCUCCCUCUUACUGGGGCGAUCAUUUCCUCUCUGUUCCCUUUGACGAAUCUGAAUUCAAUGCGCUUGAUCGAGAGAUCGAAUCAGUGAUGAAGCCGCUAGUGAGAGACAUGCUCAUGUCUUCUCAAAGCGGAGACAAGGAGAAGAUUCGGCUGAUUCACUUGCUAAUCAACCUCGGUAUCUCGUUUCACUUUGAAAACGAGAUCGAUGAGAUCCUUAACAAGGCUUUUGAGAAGUUGGACAUCUUAAUUGCUGAAAGCAAAGAUGAUUUAGAAACAAUCUCAAUCAUGUUUGUGGUUUUUCGACUACGCGGUCACUAUAUGUCUUGCGAUGCCUUUGAAAGAUUUAAAGGUGAUAAUGGUAAGUUGAAGGUAAGUUUUGCCAAGGAUGUUAAAGGAAUGUUGCAGCUAUACGAAGCAGCACAUCUCGGGACAACCUCUGAAGAUAUAAUGGAAGAAUUGCUUACUUCCACGAGGAAUCAAUUGGAGUCUUUGUCCGUCCAAGAAGCGAGCAGUAACCCUAAUAUCUCUAGACAUAUUCGUAACGCGUUGUAUAGAGCUCGAUAUCAGAAUAUGGAAAUACUAUCCAUAAGAGAUUACAUUUCUUUCUAUUGUCAAGAAGAAGAGCACGACGAGAUGCUACUCAAGUUUGCGAAGCUCAGCUUCAACUUUUGCCAGAUGCAUUACGUCCAAGAGCUUAAACACCUCACCAAAUGGUGGAAGGAUUUAGAUCUUCCAUCUAAGCUACCUUACAUGAGGGAUAGGCUUGUGGAGACUUUUAUCUCGGCGCUUAUAGUUUACUUCGAGCCAAAAUAUUCACGAGGAAGAAUUAUAUUCACUAAACUCCUCAUUGUUGGUGUUGGAAUGGAUGAUACAUGCGAUGCAUUUGGAACUCUUCCAGAAGUUGAGACUUUCAUUUCUUAUUUACAAAGAUGGGAACUUGGUGCUGCUGAUGAACUUCCAAGCCAUAUAAGAAUCGCUGUCCAAAGUAUGUUGGACACCGUGGAAGAGAUUGAAAAAGAAAUGAAGCCACGAGGAAGAUUGGCUAGUGUAAAGCUAAUGGCAGAGGAGGUGAAAACCCUUGGAAGGGGUUACCUAGACUUAGCCAAAUGGGCACGUAUAGGUCACGUGCCAACGUUUGAGGAGUACAUGGAGGUUGGGCUUGUGACUUCAGGGAUGUGUGUCUUGCUAGCUUACAGCAUUAUCGCCAUGGAAGAUUGUGAUGAGAAGCAAACGAACGAGUGGUUCCAAACUAGGCCAAAAAUCUUUCAACCUUUGCAUGCUGUGUUUCGUCUCAAGAAUGAUAUAGCCACCUACGAGUUGGAGAUAAGCAGAGGAGAGGUGGCGAAUGGAGUGAAUUGUUAUAUGAAGCAACAUGGUGUAAGCAAAGAAGCAGCGAUGGAGGAAUUGAAUAAGAUGUAUAAAUAUAACUAUAAGAUGAUAAUGGAGGAGUUCUUGACGAUCAAAGAUGUGCCACGUCCAGUUCUUGUUCGGUGCAUUAACAUUGCACGCCCCAUGGAAGUGUUUUACAAGGAGCAUAAUGAUGAAUACACCAAUCCCCAAGCAAAGAUCAAACAAUUCAUUGCCGCUGUGCUCCUCCAUCCCUUUCAUCUUUGA